AUGGUUGUAAAUGGGAAACACUCCAGUAGAGAAGAUUGUGGAAAAUAACACACUCUACUGGUUGUUUAUUCGGCGUGUGACAUCAGUCUGUGUGUAUGCGAAACAUGGGCGGUCCGUCGAGGAUGCCUACUUUAGGAGCAGGCCCUGCCCCUGGUGACCACAGAAAGCUGGACAACACAAAGAAGAUCAGCUGCUAAUAGAUGCUGCAGGGAAAAAAGUGCCACGAUAGAGAAGUUUCCAGUAACAAGGAGACACGCCGUCAGAAUUUAAGAAACGCCGCACUGCUGGAACACAUAAGAACAUCUGCUUUCUCCUCUUCCUGCUCACUGUGAGAUCAGCGGCAAAAGAGGAAAGGUCCAGGACACUAAGCCAAAAAGGAGCCACACCUCUUCAUCCUUCCUCCUCUGCUCCUCAGCACUCCCCUCCGAUCGUCUCCUGUUCUCUCCGUCCCAUCUGAGAUCCCACCAUGGACCGCUCAGCGAAGGAGCUGUUCCUCAACUUCAUGAUCGUCUUAAUCACCGUGCUGCUGAUGUGGCUGCUGGUGAAAACAUACCAGGACUGAACCAUGGAGCAACAACAGAAAAGAGAUGAACGAGAGGCCGAGGAGACGGAGAGAUAUGCGUGGAGGGAAGGCAGCAUGGUUGCUACAGGACUUUGUUGCUGAUUGAUUCGUGUUCAGACACAGCGUUUACAUCUUUUCAUUCUUUUACUGUGUGGUUACUGGUCUGAUCCAGAGCUCUAGUAUUCUUCUGAGGUCAAAAAAACAUGUGAUUGCCACAGCCGGGUGAGCAUGCUGUCAAUGACGAAUGAGUCCGUAUUUGUAUUCUGAGAUGUUUUUUGAACGUGGCCUUGAAUUUCUGGCAAGAGCUAUAGGGGAACUCACAGUAGAGAUGGGAGGGUGAAUAAAAUAAAUGAACUUGAGGCUCUACUUCUUCACUGUGGAAACCUUUAAGGUGUGGGCUAGAAAACAAUGUAAUGUCGCUAUAAACAGUAGCCCAAGUCAUCCAUGCUGUUGUGUCUAUUGUUCUGUUUUGUAGUGAUGAAUGUGUCAAACGCAGAUACUAGAAGAAGACAUCAACACAUAUAAUGAAGCAUUAUGUUUAUGUUCACUUCUUGCCAUUAAACAGUCUUUCCUUUGUUGUGA
Larimichthys crocea (large yellow croaker) is the source of this 1144-nucleotide messenger RNA. RefSeq names its product sarcolipin (gene sln). The record is from RefSeq and is a predicted model, not a curated record. NCBI's taxonomy places the organism in Eukaryota, Metazoa, Chordata, Actinopteri, Sciaenidae. Gene Ontology annotation, molecular function: enzyme regulator activity. Gene Ontology annotation, cellular component: membrane. The transcript has 2 exons. Bases 467 to 562 code for a protein of 31 amino acids.